AUGUCACCCUCUCUCGAUUCUGACGAGGUUCAUCGUAAAUUGGCACUCACUGUUGCCUUCACUGCAGCCCUAAAGUCCAGAUCCGGCCCUUGCGACUUUCCCAGCUGUGCUUUGCACCCCCAGUCGUCAAACCCUCAAGCAAAAGCUUCAGCAGUAUCAACUACAUCGAUGGCUCCUCGAUUUCGCGGUAGCAAUCUGGUCAUAAAAGACUGCCCACCGGAGCAGUCUCACUUUGACCCUCCAACCCCAAAGCACAAAGCUCUUGCUCGUCGCCUGAAGAGCCGAAUUCCAACCUGGAGAUUGGUCCCCAAGCUACCCAAGCACAGGACAUUUGCGAAUUUUGGCUCGUUAGGAAACGGCGACAGCCAUGACAAAGCUGUGAAGAAACAUGGCCUGAGUCGUUCGAUUACUAUAGCCCAUUUCAGCAACCUUGCCAGGUUCAGAUGCCAUAAAGGCCCUCCAAGCGCACCGUCUGAUGAUACCAAGCUCGACAACUCGCCAACAAAGCUAUCACCAAGCCCUCGACAACAUGAUGAGGCCGACCCAUUCGCCGAGGAAAAUUUACUUGAUACAAGUCUAGAUGAUAUACUACUGCUUCUUCCCGAUGGUUCUUCUACCCCACGCCGUCGUGAUUCAGUUCAACGCCAUUCAGCUCUACCGCGUGGCCUGAAUCUCGGUAAAGUGACUGAGGCUCGCUCUUCAUUGUUCAAGUCAAACAUCAGCCCUGGUAUACCUAGCGGACCUCAACCUUAUGCUACUCACAACAUAUCGCCAACUGAAAUGUUGACGCCAGUUAUUCCUCAACGCACUUCAUCCAAAGUCACUGGAGAUACCAGCCCCCGAGUUUCCAGGAAGCAUAUCCAAUUCAAAAAGCACCCAUCGCCAAGCAAGACUACCUUGAAGUCUCUUAAGCUGUGCUGCCAGGACAAAAAGUUUCGCCCUCCGACAUCUUUCUCUUUUCGGAAGAGUUCAACAGUGCAAGAUAUAAGUGCCGGCAUUUACGGCCUAUACGAGGCGACCACUGUGUCGCAAAAAAGACGCUCGACGCCGUCCAGAAAGGCGAAGCUGAUUCACCUCAGAGGAAAACCUUCAAGAACAGCCGCUGCCUCAACUGCAGCCACAAGAGUAGCAGGUAGCCCAUCUGAGAAAGUAAAGAGUACCUCUGAAAGUACGUUUGCGGUCACGCCUCCUCAUGACAAAAUCACGGUUCCACCCCCUAGACAUUACAUGGACCCAGAUUUCAGUGAGACAACACGGUUGGGGAGGGCCCUGCGAGUCCGAUCUGUCAAUUUGGCGGACAGCUCCAGAUCGCCACCACCGCGGUAUACCAUACCACGACCAGACAUAUCUAUCCGAUCCCAGCGAACACCGAGUUCUUUCUCUUGCAACCUGCAGCCGGUUAUGCUUUUCGUCAACAAAGAAAAUUCGACCCCGGACUUCUCAGAAAAGAAAAAACAUCCAUCACCUACGAAAGAGGAGUGGGAAAUAAUUGGAGAUCAUUGGAAGCACGAGAUGGACAAGCUGGGUCUUCGUGUAUGUGGAUUUGCACCCGCACCUGCGCAGCUAGCCAGCAUCGAACACCCUGCCACCGUCAGCUAUCAGCACAAUAUUCGAUAA
Molecule: messenger RNA, 1617 nt
Organism: Pyricularia grisea
Lineage: Eukaryota; Fungi; Ascomycota; Sordariomycetes; Magnaporthales; Pyriculariaceae
Exons: 1
Coding region: 1-1617 (538 amino acids)
Source: RefSeq, a predicted model, not a curated record